UACUCUUGCUCAGCAAAGUGGUGGAGUCCAAUCCGGAGCCCUUCAAGCCCCACUAUCGCCAACUGCUGCAGCUGUUUGGCACCGUGCUGCGAGACCUGGACAACCCCCACAGCCAUGUACUACAGCAUCCUCACCCUCACCGCUAUGACUGCCUACACUGGCACAGAAGAGAUGAACCUAAUGCGCUCCCUCAUCCCAACACUGAUCAUUGCUCUCAGACACCUCAUCAAGGCAGACCAGGAUCAGGCCAGUGAGGCCAUGGAGGUGUUCGAUGAGCUGAUGGAGAGUGAGGUGUCCAUCAUGGUCCCACACAUCACUGAAAUUGUCCACUUCUGCUUGGAGGUCAGUGCAGACACUACACUGACUGACUCCCUGCGUGUGAAGGCUCUGUCCUGCAUUGCUUUUCUCAUUCGUCUCAAGAGCAAGACAGUGUUAAAGCAGAAGCUGCUCAAUCCCAUCCUGCAGACGGUGUUCCCCGUGCUUAGUGCAGCGCCACCACCUGGGGAGGAGGACCCUGAGGACGAGGAGAACAGCAAUGAGGACGACACUGACAACGAGAGUCCCAAACACUUUGCUGCUCAGGUUAUUGACACCAUGGCUCUUCGCAUGCCCCCUGAGAAACUAUUCCACCAACUGAUGCCGCUGACUCAAGCAUGUCUGGCCAGUGAUAACCCCUAUGAGAGGAAAGCUGGCCUGAUGUGUCUGGCAGUGCUGGCCGAGGGCUGUGCCGACCACAUACGGACCAAGAUGCUGUCGUCCAUGUUGCAGACGGUGUGCCAGAGUCUGUCAGACAGUAACCAAGUGGUCCGCAGCGCCGGCCUCUUUGCCCUGGGACAGUUUUCUGAGCACCUGCAGCCUGAGGUCAGUAAGUAUUGUGCUGAGCUGAUGCCACUGUUGCUGGGCUACAUGUCUGCUCUGAACCAGGCCAAGAUCGGACACGUCACCAAGGCCUUCUACGCCCUGGAGAACUUCCUGGAAAACCUGGGUUCAGAGAUUGAGCCCUACCUGCCCACCCUGAUGGAGACCAUGUUGUCUGCCCUCAGCAACGCAGAGAACCUGAAGCUCAAAGAGCUGGCUGUCAGUGCUAUAGGAGCUAUAGCCAAUGCAGCCAAAGAGAAGCUAGUUCCUUACUUCCUGCCUGUCAUUGAGAGUCUGAAUGCAACUCGGGGGUUUAUGGCAACUCUGAACUAAUUGGAAUAUUGCAGCACCUGCUGCCCUCUUAAUACCGCACAAGUUGUCGAGGUCCAACCUAAAACCAAGUAUUGGGUCAGUGUUUGCUCUGAUAAGACAUGCUUUAUUUGUACAACCAGGCCUUGUUUCCCCUUUGCAAGAGUGACAGAUCAGGCAACAAAAUUACAUUACCAAAAAUCCUGGUCGAAGCAUUCCAUGUGGUUCAGUGUAGAGCUAUUAACAGUUGCCAGGUUCUCCAAACAUGUCUGCCUAUAGAAAAAAAUGGCUGAAAGCCAUGGUGUAUAGCACCUUAAACCACAGGUACAUGUUUACUGUUUCUAAUUACUUGUUUCUAACCAGUUUAUAAUAGCAGUAAGGCAACUCGGGGGUUUGUGGUAUAUACCACGGCUAAAGGCUGUAUCCAGGCACUCCAUGUUACAUAAUGCAUAAGAACAGCCCUUAGCCAUGGUAUAUUGGCCAUAUACCACACCCCGCCGGACCAUAUUUCUUAAUGUAGUACAGUAAAUAACUUUUUAUAGGUAUCAUAGGACAAUUCAGGCAACUUGGAGACAGAUGUCUACAAUGGCCGGACAUGUAAAUGCAGUGUAUAGUCAGCACCUGGUAGCAAUGCUUUCACAUACUGGACCAAACUGGCCCAAGAAUUACCAUUCAAAUGCUUGAAUGCUUUAGCCUACCUCCGUGGCUGCAUUGCAAUUGUAAUGGUUCAGUUAGAGGUGAGAAUAUGUGAUCAUGUUGAGACUAUGGGACUAUUGACAUAGCUACUGAUCUCUAACUGGGCAGGGGGGGUCAUAGGUGUGGAGUGUGUGUUUGGCAGGUUCGAUAAUCGAUUUCUUUAGUGUCCGUGUCUCUUUUGUGACCUUUAUUAAAAGGUGCGAAUUGUCACCUCAUACUACUCUGCAUGUCAAUUGAGACAUGCUCAACUACAACAACGUUUUUACAACUUGAAAACGUGUAGAAUUAGACACGCACUCAUGCAAGAAUAUUCUACGGUAGUUUGUUCACAAACAAUAUUGAUCAUUUUCGCCCCAAAACAGGCGCUCUACACUUGUAAAGCUGAUGUUGAUGUGUAUUUCAAUGUGGUAUGGAACACCGUUUGGGUCUUUGCGUGUCAAAAAAGGUACACGUCAAAUAACACUAUUUGACACGUUAAAUAAUCUCAUAAUUUGACAAAUAACAGUUUAAUUGUAGAAUGUUGUGUUGGACUGCAACUUCUGGGGUAGCUAGCUAGCGUUAGCUUGGUACCUAGCUAACACCAAUACAACCAGCCUGAAAACAAUGACCAGUAGAAACUGCAGUUAUUUUCAUUAUUCUUAGCAAUGAUUUAGGAAUCCUUGUAAGUAUUAGCAAGUAACCGCACCUAAAGGACAUCAAUAAGAAGACUUGCUUGUGCCAAGAAACACACGUAAUGGACAUGAGACUGGUGGAAAUCUGUCCUUUGGUCUGGAGUAAAAAUGUAAGAUUUUUGGUUCCAAAUGCCAUGUCUUAGUGAGACGCAGAGUAGGUGAACAAAAGAUCUCUCCAUGUUUGGUUCCAACUGUGAAGCAUGAGGAUGAGUUGUGAUGGUGCUUUGCUGGUGACACCGACAAUGAUUUAGAAUGCAAGGCGCACUUAACCAGCAUGGCUACCACAGAAUUCUGCAGCGAUACACCAUCCCAUCAUGUUUUCCUACAGGACAAUGACCCAACACACCUCCAGGCUGUGUCAGGGCUAUUUGACCAAGAAGGAGGGUAAUAGAGUGCUGAAUUACAGAGUACUUUGUUGAAGCACCUUUAGCAGUGAUUACAGCUCCAAUCUUCUUGAGUAUGACACUACAAGCUUGAU
This is a messenger RNA of Oncorhynchus kisutch (coho salmon), 3012 nucleotides long. RefSeq names its product importin-4-like. The transcript has 10 exons. Lineage: Eukaryota; Metazoa; Chordata; Actinopteri; Salmoniformes; Salmonidae. Gene Ontology annotation, biological process: protein import into nucleus. The record is from RefSeq and is a predicted model, not a curated record. The coding region runs from base 115 to 1191 and encodes 358 amino acids.